GAAUUGGUAAACAUUACUUCCGGUUACCUGUUACAGGUAUUCUUACAUGUUUACGAGAGAAUACCUUAUGAUCCAACAAUACAAAUGGCAAACAUUUAUGUGUUUAUUGUCUUUUUAGGACUACCAGCAUGCAGUACAGCAUUAGAGUGUUAUGUAUGUGAAGCACAGAACAGCAACAAAGAUAAAUGUGUAAAAACAACAAUACAGUGUAGGCAGGAAGAAGAUACUUGUCGAACACAGAUUAAAUGGCAGCAGCCUUUGUUUUGGCAACCAAGGAGUGAAAGAUAUCAUUACAUAUCUAAAACAUGUGAUACAUCAACACACUGUCAGCAGGAGAGUGUUGGUCUAGGUGUCAGAUGUAUGAAAGAUUGGUAUCGAGAUUGGACAUGUGUAGAAUGUUGUCAAGGGGAUCGAUGUAAUUACUACACAACACUUGGAGCAGAAACCACAAAGAUCAGCCUUAUAUUACUGGUAACGAUGGUUGUACUACAGUUAUUCUUCAGACACAGAUAGUAGAUAAGAAAUAACAUCAAUUUACACAUUUAUUCAGAUUAAUACAUAUUUUUCAAUUGUUCAUUUAAUCUGGUCAUUGCAUGUGUAAAAUUUAUUUCCUGCAGAAAUUUGUAUCAGCUGAUUGGUUUUCUUCUCGGGAAUUCAUUUAAUCAUGAUUGUAACGAGAGGGUUUAGCUCAUAUAGCAAUGUGAGCUAUUGUCAUCACUUGACGUUAGUUUUCUGUCUGUCUUCCAUUUAUUUCAUAAAAAUCUUCUCUUUUGUUUCAAUUGAAACCAAAUUUUUAAUAUUUCAAAUAUUUCUAAAAUUAUCCCACCAUCAAUAAAGAUGGUCACAAGGCUAGAAAUAACAAACAGGUUAAAAGAAAGUAAUGUCUAUCAUCUUGAUAAUUGUUAGAGGUUUUCAGAAUGUCAAGAAUCCCUUCUGUCCAUUUUUUAUCAAAAUUUUUCAGGUGAUUCUGUAUUGGAGCUGUUUUCUUAAAAACUAUAAUAUAUAGAAAGUCUUCAAAUAAGUCAUCACGAUUGAAAUCCUCAGAUAACUCCUUGUAUGAGUUAUUGCCCUUUGAAGAUUUUUAUCCAUUUUUGUGUUUUUUUGGCAGGAAGUAUUAUAGAUAGAGAGAAGCUGUAAAUAGAAAAUAAGAUCUACUAAAAGGUCAAAUGACAGAAAGUCAAUUGAUUACUUUUAGGAGUUAUUGCAAUUAAAUGAUGAUCUUCAACAAAUUAUAUUGUGUUUACAUAAUAUCUUGAAAACUAUAAUAGAUAGACUGAAUCUUAAUAAUUAGAAAGCAUAUAUGAUCUGCAGCAUAAGAUUUAUAAAUAAGUCAUUAUGAAUGAAAUCCUCAAUGGAUUCUUUAAAGGAGUUAUUGCCUCUAAAUUACAUUUUUGAACAUUUUUUUGUAAAUCACAUUUGUUUAUCUAGAAAACUUUAGUAGAUAAUGGACAGGUCCAGCAAAAAUUAUCAGCAAGAAAUUUUGGUCUACAUAGUUCUCAUUCAAGACACAUUUUAUUAUUGCAUUGUUUUAAUUGUAAUGCAUAAAUGACAGGUGAGCAAUAACAGGUGAGCAAUAACAGCUCCUGGAGCCUCUAGGUAAACAACAUAAUGAACAUGUAGCUGUACAAUACAUUUACUCAGGUGGAAUUCAUGUAAAUUUAAUUCAUGUCCAUCACGUUUUAAAUUUUAACAGCUUGCAAUGUGCUAAACAAUCUAGAAAACUUUGAAUUGUUAAUGGUGAGAAAACAGGUGAUCAGAAUGAAAGUGUAAUCACAAACUAAACUAAGAAAAAAAUAUAUAUAUGUAAACCAUUUGAAAAUGAAGUGCCAUAUGACACAAUUGCUGUUUUUAUUAAAUUUGGUAAUGCAUUUUAACAAAGUUUACAAAAUGUUUGAUGUUUUUUGUCCUUGAAAUGUUUGUAAAUAGUCUGUUCAUUGUAAAUUAUUUCACUAAGAAUUGUACAGUACCACAUAUGUUAUAUUUUCAUUGAAGUUUAAGUAUCCAUUCCAAAUUUAACAGAUGAAUGUGCAAAAUGACAAAGCAAUAUUUUUACAAAUCUUUAACAUUGUAAUUAGAAUUUUUAUUGAAAGGAUAAGGUAGAUAUUGCUCUUUUAUAUGGCAAUACUACUCCUUAGCUCACCUGGCCAAAAUUCCAUCCGUCGUCGUCCGUUAACUUUUACAAAAAUCUUCUCAUCUGAAACCUCUGGGCCAAAUUUAACCAAACUUGGCCACAAUCGUCAUUGGGAUAUCUAGUUUAAAUAAUAUGUCCAAUGACCCUGCCUGCCAACCAAGAUGGCCAACAUGGCUAAAAAUAGAACAUAGGGGUAAAAUGCAAAUGUAAAUAUAACCUUCUCAAAUGAUGCUUCCUUAAUGAUUUUUAUGCAACCUACAACAAAUGAGAAUACGGUUAUUAAUCUGGGCAUGUGUAUUAUAUUUUAUUACUCCUCGCUAGCGAUAGAUGAUGAUUCUGCUUAAAAGUCAAAUAGAAAUACUGUAAAUUCAGAAAUUAUUGCCAUGUUUUUAUUAUUGCGAAAAAUGCGACAGGGUUAUAAUCGCAAUAAUUUAAACUCGCAUUUUGAAUUUUUUUAUAUGAAUUAAACAGGAUUUUUCUCAAUAUCGCAAAAAUUAAAAUCGCAUUUUAGUCUAAAAUGACAAAGUCGCAAUAAUAAAUGCACGCAAUAAUUUCUGAAUUUACAGUAGAAACUAUUUUACACUUUAAUUUGAAAAUCAUCAAGAUUUGGUUUGGCAGAUUUAUUGCAAAUACAAAUACAGAAAGAGUAAAUUAUUUUGUUUUCAUCAGUUGAUACAUAAAACUUAUAUCUUUAUGGAUUUAAGCAAUGGAAAGUUUCAUGCAAAGAUUUAAUUAUAUGUUGAUUUCACUUAUUUACUGUCAUAUAAUAAAUGCUAUUAUGUUUCCUCAAUAGUAUACUUUUCAUUUCAAAACUAAAAUGCUUCAGGAAUAAUUGAUGAUUUAAAUUCCACUUUUGUAUUCAUGUAACAAUAUAUGUAUGUAUAUAUAUUUGGUUAUACAUUUGUACUGUAAUCAUUCCACUAUGUACAUAUAAUGGUUUUUUUAUGUAUAUAAUGUAUUUUGGUAUAAAAUGUAUUUUAAUAAACUUUCUAAAUAA
Mytilus californianus (California mussel) is the source of this 3128-nucleotide messenger RNA. RefSeq lists its product as uncharacterized. The record is from RefSeq and is a predicted model, not a curated record. The coding region runs from base 85 to 513 and encodes 142 amino acids. NCBI's taxonomy places the organism in Eukaryota, Metazoa, Mollusca, Bivalvia, Mytilida, Mytilidae. The transcript is spliced from 4 exons.